This is a messenger RNA of Histoplasma mississippiense, 2094 nucleotides long. RefSeq lists its product as hypothetical. Lineage: Eukaryota; Fungi; Ascomycota; Eurotiomycetes; Onygenales; Ajellomycetaceae. The record is from RefSeq and is a predicted model, not a curated record. The transcript is spliced from 4 exons. The coding region runs from base 1 to 2094 and encodes 697 amino acids. Gene Ontology annotation, molecular function: ATP binding; protein kinase activity. Gene Ontology annotation, biological process: protein phosphorylation.
AUGGAGGGUGCUGUUGACCCUGAAACCUAUUACACCAAGCAGAACUGCAUCGGCGGUGGGAGCUUCGGAAAGGUAUACAAAGGAGUCGAUAAGCGAACAGGUCAAGCUGUCGCGAUUAAAAUCAUCGACGUCGAAAAUGCUGACGACGAAGUCGAAGAUAUAAUUCAAGAAAUUUCUAUCCUGUCCGAGCUCAAUUCGCCAUAUGUCACCAAAUAUCACGCAAACGGUCAAGUCAAAUUGGCAGAUUUUGGCGUCUCUGGGCAGCUUUCUGCAACCAUGACCAAGAAAAACACCUUUGUCGGCACCCCUUUCUGGAUGGCUCCAGAAGUUAUCAAACAAUCAGGAUAUGACCACAAAGCAGACAUAUGGUCCUUGGGAAUUACGGCCAUUGAAUUGGCGCAAGGCGAGCCGCCAUACGCUGACAUCCAUCCAAUGAAAGUUCUCUUCCUGAUUCCCAAGAAUCCGCCGCCAGUUCUGCGAGGAAACUUCAGCAAAGCGUUUAAGGACUUUGUUGAAUUGUGCUUGAAGAGAGACCCAAGAGAGCGUCCCUCAGCAAAGGAGCUUCUCAAACAUCCUUUUAUCAAACGAGCAAAGAAAACUACGUAUUUGACGGAGUUGAUUGAGCGAUCAGAACGAUGGCAAGCUGUUCAUGGAAAUCGAUCAUCGGAUGACGAUGACGAGCAAAACUAUUAUCAACCCCCGCAUAAGCCUACUCCUGAGGAAGAGGACUUGUGGGAUUUCGGUACUGUGAGACCUGCUGGCGGAAGAGCGGGUGGACUGCGAGCGAUGAAUGAUGCGGCGGCCAAUGCAAGAACGCAGGCGCAAGAAGACGCACGAAGAUCUCCAAUCGAACCACGGAAGGGACCGACUGACUUGCAUAUCCAGCCCAAAUCUUCGAAGGAGACCAUGAAGGGCUCACCUUCACCCCCAAGAUCUCCUCAAAAAGGGAACCUCCCAAUUACACUCCCGACUUCCCCGAUAUCUGCGGCAAGAGUUCCGCUGCCGCCAUCUGUCCAGAAACAAAAGGCUUUCCAGGAAUCGGCACCCAAGACACCUUCACACUUUGCAAAACCCCCACAACCUCCCAAUAAGGAAAGUCCCAGCACGAGUGAUUAUGACAGAGCGUUGCAAAAAUCAUUAGCUCAAGAUAUCGGGUUUCUUCGACUUCGUGAAUCCCCUGGCGACUCGAACGCUUCACACCAAAUACAACAACCCCCACCUACAUCCACUCCCGCAAUUGGUCCAAAACCCACGGCCAAAGAGCAGAUCACAAGGAAGCCGGUUGGUAUGCACAUACCUGAAAUACCGCCAUUCAAGGGACAUCAGGCGGACGCACUCCGGGAUACAUCCAAUCAAUCACCUAGUCCAACAACAACACAGGCCACACGGCAACAAAAAUCCUCUAAACAACAUCCCCUUCCACCUCUGGCACACCAUCCCUUAAGCCCUAUUCAAUGCCAACAACCGUUACCGCCCAUCCACCAACAGCGACUUCCACAACUGCCGACCCCGCAACCACUAGAUGUAACGAGCAAACAGCCACAGCACCAUAAACAGCACCAGCAGCAACUUGAACAGGAGCUACAACGCCACCAACAGCAACAGCAGCAACGCAAGUCCAGCAACUCUAGCCAGUCAUCCUCCCUAGCCUUUUCGCCAGCUCCACACUCUCAAACUAAUGACAUAACCGCUCUAAGCGGCGUCGUUCUCCCUGCCCUCGAAGCUGCCCUCCGCCGGCGCACCUACAAUCUCAACGCCCUUGCCCGUAGCUCAUGCGCAGGUGUCCCUGCCAAAACCACCAAUAGUAAUAACAGCGCUAACAGCGAUCCCGUCGCAUUAGAACUCCUCCAACGACGCCAGUACGCGCAUGAGAAACUGAAGCGGCUAGUUAUCAAGGCUGCGGGAAUUUUUAAAGAGAUUGAAAGGUGGGACAAUGAGGCGCCUGUGGGAAUGGGCGGGGAUGUCAAUGCGUUUCUCGAGGGGUUCCUGGAAGAGGUGCUUGUUAGGGUUGAGCCCGAGGAAGAAGGUGUGAGUGCGUCUUCAGGUUCUCCUGCUGGUGAGGGCAUGGGUGGAGCGACGACUAGGAAGAGGUAG